Molecule: messenger RNA, 1613 nt
Organism: Vanrija pseudolonga
Lineage: Eukaryota; Fungi; Basidiomycota; Tremellomycetes; Trichosporonales; Trichosporonaceae
Exons: 2
Coding region: 23-1519 (498 amino acids)
Source: RefSeq, a predicted model, not a curated record
CCCCCACACCCACACCACCACCAUGGGCCUCGGAAUAUUCCAACGUCGCCGCAAGUUCGCCUCGGUCUCGGCCGCCCCACCAACAGAACAGACGGCCAACACCAAUACAAUGGCCCUCCGUGUCCUCGUCGACUCUGGACCAGCCCAGCGCGAGCUGUUUGCUAUCCGCGUGUCUGCCGACGAGCCCGUCGAGGCCAUCCGCUCCGCCAUUGCGCAGCACACUGGCAUUUCGUCCAUGUCCUUGUUCAAGGUCUCCAUUCCCUGGCAGGCAUACUACGAAGCCGGCGCCUACUCGGAACGCUAUGGCGCACCCGCGUCCCUGCUCUCCGUCUUUGCAGGAUUCAACAUUGACGACGCGAGUCAGCUAACUGCGGCAAACGGCGGCGUCCGUGGUCGGCGCCGUUCUGUCCGCUGCGGCAAGCCCUGUCCUUCGGUUCGCGACUGGUUCCCGGACGGAAGUGACGGCGAGCACAUUGACGUGCUUGCUCGCUCUGCCUCCUCUUCUUCUCUCGACUGGGCAAAGGCAGCACCUGCCACUCCCCUCACCUUUUGCGUUCGCUUCGCCUCCAUCGACGGCACUUACUCCAUGCCCUCUGGCCUCACCCUCGUCGACAUUACCGCAGACGCAACGGUCGCAGAGCUCAAGGUCGCUAUCCUUCUUGCUGCUGGACGGCCAGCCCCCGCUGGCCUCCUCGACGCUCUCGUUCUUUGGCGUGUUGACAUGUCCGAGGCUGAGCUCGAGGACCUCGACGCCCGCGGAGCCCUCGCUCGCGGCCGCCAGCCCCAGCCCAAGGCUGGUUUCGCUCCCCCUGCGCUCCUCGCCGACGAGGACGAGCCGGUCUCGACCUACUUUUCCAACUACCACUCUGACGUGCGCUCCAUUGCUCUCUCGGCCUGGGUCCACCCCGCUGCCGCCCACGAGCUCGCCCCUCGCCCUGCCGAUGCACCCCGCUUCGCAUGUGCCGUUCCCGAGCCUACCCAGCCUCACUUUGAGCAGGCCGAACGCCUCCUCGGGCCUCUCCCCAUCCCGGCCCCGCUCCCUGUCCCUACGCCCCUGGCCGCCGUCGUUACCAUCGAUGCUGAUCGCAUCGCCGACGCCGAUGACGAUGUGGCGCCUGCCUUUUGUGAUCCCUUCGCCGCCCCGCGCCCGGCCCCGUCCACGUGCUGCAUCAGCCACGCCGACCUGGACCUCACCACUGGCUUUGGCGCCCUUGGCGGCGCUGGUGGCUUGAUUGGUCUCGGUAUCAGCUUUGCGCCCAUGUCGUGCACGUCACCCUCCGACUCGUCACACUCGAGUCUCGAGGAGGAGGUCCCCUCGUGGCCGCCCACCCCCGACUGCUCGGGCUCGGACGGCUGGCUUCCGCCCGCGUCCGAGUUUGUCGCUGUCCGCAAGCAGGACUGGGAGGUCGACGUCGAUGCCCGCACCGAAAUCCCGGCCAUGCCCACACCAAAAAUCGCACCAGAGUCAUCAUCGUUUUUCAUCCCCCUUCAGAUCACCACCACCACCACCACUUUGUAGACUACCAACCAGGAUUGGAGUAUAAUCUUCGUGUACCGAUAGCCAGUAGCAGCAGCAGUAGCAGCAGCAGCAUGUAUGUAUCCAUUUAGAUCCA